AUGAAAUUUCUAUCAAUAAAACUUGUUAAACUUGCUGGAAGUUCAGACCUCAACAGUUGCGCUUCAUUUAUCAAGUUAGCACCAUUGCAAAAUACAACUAACCCACAAUCAGUCUUAGAUGCUUAUUGUGCCGCACCGAAAUGUAGUGAUAAUACCACUUCUGCCGAUACUAAUGAACUUAAAACUCAAUGUGCAACGGAUCUUUCCGCAAAAGAUCCUAACGCUAUAACCGUAAAACAAUUUCUUAUUUUCAAUUCCCCGUUAAGGGAUACCUUCCCACCUGAAUCUACGAGUGAAUUAACAAUUAAUCUGACGUCUCUUCAAACUCUUGCUACAUCUAAGUGUAAUGCUUCUUUCUUAGAUGGAACUGUUCCAACCCCUACUAGUUCUUCUUCACCCACUGGUUCUGCAAAAAGUGGCGGUAUCUCUAUGCACGCUACAUCUUUUAUUGGCUUUACAAU
Molecule: messenger RNA, 461 nt
Organism: Dentiscutata erythropus
Lineage: Eukaryota; Fungi; Glomeromycota; Glomeromycetes; Diversisporales; Gigasporaceae
Source: the annotation of a GenBank genome assembly